Molecule: messenger RNA, 1649 nt
Organism: Hydractinia symbiolongicarpus
Lineage: Eukaryota; Metazoa; Cnidaria; Hydrozoa; Anthoathecata; Hydractiniidae
Product: adenosine receptor A2b-like
Exons: 4
Coding region: 126-1580 (484 amino acids)
Biological process (GO): adenylate cyclase-activating adrenergic receptor signaling pathway
Cellular component (GO): membrane
Molecular function (GO): G protein-coupled receptor activity
Source: RefSeq, a predicted model, not a curated record
CAGAUGAAUUUUACUUUCUGUCGAAUUGGUUGCUAGAGAUUUGACAGAGAAAAUUAUGAUUUGAGGAAUUGGAUGCCAAUGUGAGAAGAAUUUAAAGUAGAAAUUCGAAUUAAAAAGUUUUUACAAUGAGUUUAGAUGAUUUGUUUUACUUAAAUACCAAUGAUGACAACAUUGACACAAUUCCUCAUAUAGGAAGGUACAAAGUAGCUUUCCAUACUGAUGUUAACCAAUCACUUAUCAACACGUCGUCCCCAGUAUUACCAGAUGAGUGCGACAUUGCGAAACUUGGAUCAUUAGAAAAUGUUGCCUACUUUUGCUUCAUGUUGCUAAUCUUACUGGCUAGCAUUAUUGGAAAUUCAUUGGUUGUCAUGGCAUCUGUAUUGUCGAAGCAAUUACGUCAUCGUGUGACGGUGUAUUUUAUAAUUAGCUUAGCAAUUUCUGAUCUGGCAUUCGCAGUUUCACUUAUUCCAUUCAAUAUUUCGAUGAAAACAUAUUCAAGAUUUUGUCACAAUCGCGCUUCAUGUCAUUGGAUGAUAGCUAGUGAUGCAUUUUGUAACGUAGCCAGCAUCUUGAAUUUGUUUUUAAUCGCCAUUGACAGAUUUGUUGCUAUCACCAUGCCUUUCCGCUAUUCGUACGUUCUAACUGUAAAUCGAGCAAAGAAACUGAUAGCUGCUGUUUGGAUCUUCUCAGCUAUUUGGAGUUUCGUUGGAUUUUUUAAAUGGAAUAAUGAUGAAUCGAACACAAACACAGAUAGUGUGCUCAGUGUACAACUCACAAGCUUCUGCUUAAACAAAAAUUAUUAUUAUUAUGCAGCUUCCUAUUUUGGUAUUUAUCUGCUACCAUUAUUAAUUAUGAGUGUGACGUAUUUAAUUAUUCUGCAAGUUGCUUUGAUACAAAUACAGGCAAUCGAGUCAACACAUGUCGAGUUACAAAGUAGCACAUCCACAAUAGACGUGUGUACCACUGAAGAAUUACGUCAUCGCCAAAUGACCAAUGAUAUUGAAAGACAUAAAAAGGCGCAACAAAGAAAGCGAAGGAAGGAACUUCAUGCAACAAAAUCCGUGGCGAUUGUCUACUUUGCUUUUCUCCUAUGUUGGUUUCCAAAUUGUGUUAUAAAUUUAAUAAUCAUGUUCAACAGCUCGUACUUUCCAGAACUGAAGAAAACAAAUCAGACAUUGUUUUUGUUUAUUUAUUAUUGUUUUAUUCAAAUCUUACCUAUGGUGAACACAAUGAUAAAUCCAGUUAUAUACAGUUUUUCAAACAAGCAAUUCCGAACCGGCUUUCGAUCUGUAUAUAGAAGAUUCCUCACAAAGUUGGAAUCCCCAGAAAGCUCUUACGAAUCAAGUAGGCGAGACACGCGUGGUUUAAGUCUUGCUCAUCCAAUGUCACCAACGUCACUGAGUAGUAGUUCACAAAGUUCGCAGUCGUUAAAUAGCAGUCGAUUCCGUUUUAAGUGGUCACCUAUGUUCAGCAGAAAGAUUUCUGAUCAAAACAAUGCAAGCGGCGCUUUCCAUAAUGACAGUGUGGAGAUCGAAAGUAACUCGAAACGUAACAGCACAAUACUGUGGAAAUCAAGUUAAAUAUUUAUUUAUAAUUAAUUUAUUUUUUAUUACAUUAUAAUUAGAAAAAUGCUUUUAAAGAAACUUGAA